AUGGUUACAACCUCGCCUGCAGGUUCAGGCACUGUGGAGUGGGGCGGGAAGGUGGUUGGCACUAUGAAGUGUCCAUCAGAUGCCAGACCUUUGGGUCUGCUGCCUCAUCCCUCCAACAGCAAGCCAGGGCCGGUGGCUUUAAAAACCACACUCUUGACUUGCCGAUGUUCUGAGCUGCUUGUUGGGGGUGGAGGUGGCUUCCCACGGCUUCUUGCACAGUGUUGGCCCUGGCUCACUGUCCCCCAGGCAGGGGGAGACUGCUGUGUUCAAGGAGAGUUCUGGGUGCAUAUGGAACAGAAUAGGGAGCCCCCAGUGGGGCAGGUGCUGGCGGCUCUUCACCGUGUCAGCUCACUCAGCCCUCAGGUCGCCCUCUCCUCAGGUGUGACCUGCAAUGUACAGUAUGUUAGGAGAGGUAUCUUAGCUUAUGCUACAAAGACAGACAUCAUCUUUUUGUAAAUUCUAGAGACCCAAGAGGUCCCUAGUUUCUUGAUGAUCUGCAAAACAAGCUUACCUGCCAUGAACAGGACAUGCACGAAUCAUGCACCCCUAGCCAUAGCUCAGGUUGGGCUUUGGGUGAGCCUGGCCAAGGCUGGAAGAAGCAGGAGAGGGCCUGGCAGAGCAGAGGGGACCUUUUUUUCCCUGCUCAUCGCCCUGCAGACUGCACAUUUUCCAAACCUCUCCACUGCUCCUAGGGGGGCUUCACAUUUGAACAUUGUCAGCCCAGAGCUGACACCCAAGCUGACCACAGCCCUAAAGCACGCUGAGUGCCUCUUGGACCUGAAUUUCCAUAGUCCCUACCGAAAGCCACACCCCAAGGCUGCAGUUUACCUCCAACUCAGUUUGCCUUUGAAAUCUAUUCACAGGCUAUCUCUGAAAAAGUCCUUUGGGUUUGGAAAAUGGGACCUUGAAAACAAGUCCGUUUUCAUUGUAGAUUCAGGAGGCACAUGUGCAGGUUUGUUACCAGGGUAUAUCGGGUGGUGCUGA
Messenger RNA from Piliocolobus tephrosceles (Ugandan red Colobus), 984 nucleotides. NCBI's taxonomy places the organism in Eukaryota, Metazoa, Chordata, Mammalia, Primates, Cercopithecidae. The record is from RefSeq and is a predicted model, not a curated record.